Molecule: messenger RNA, 1509 nt
Organism: Malania oleifera
Lineage: Eukaryota; Viridiplantae; Streptophyta; Magnoliopsida; Santalales; Ximeniaceae
Product: transcription factor MYB30-like
Exons: 3
Coding region: 246-1082 (278 amino acids)
Source: RefSeq, a predicted model, not a curated record
GAAAAGGUUGAGCUAGCCUCUUGCUUGUUUGGGAUCUCAUUGACAAUAGAGGAAUACAUGAUUAGAAGAAGGAAGGGAGAGAUAGCCGGCGAGACACAGCUAAUUGAGUUAAGAAGAAGAAGAAGAGCAAAAUCCAUCGCAAUAGCUUGCUAGCUAGUUAGCCAGUACUGGUAUAAUUAAUUAUUGGUGUGAAAGCAGAAGGAAUUGAUCGAUCGAUCGAUCGAUCAGCAAGCAGAGGUAGUGAGAUGGUGAGAGCUCCUUGCUGUGAGAAGAUGGGUCUGAAGAAGGGGCCUUGGACCCCUGAAGAAGAUCAAAUUCUCAUCUCUUUUGUCCAAAAAUACGGCCACGGCAACUGGCGUGCGCUUCCCAAACGAGCCGGUCUGUUAAGAUGUGGGAAGAGUUGCAGACUUCGGUGGAUGAAUUACUUACGACCGGACAUUAAGAGGGGAAACUUCACUAGUGAAGAAGAGGAAAACAUCAUCAAGCUACAUGAAAUGAUGGGGAAUAGAUGGUCUGCUAUCGCGGCGAGACUGCCCGGACGGACCGACAACGAAAUCAAGAACGUGUGGCACACCUACCUCAAGAAGAGGCUCAAACAAAACCACACCACCCCUGAUCCCCCCAACAACAAGAAUACCAGAAAUUCCACUCACACUGCAAAAUUUAAUACCAAUAAACCACAUCAUCAAUAUGGAAACUCGAAUAACGACAUCAAUAUUCUAAUUCCUUCGAGCCCCGGAGUCGAAAGUUGCCGGGCGGCGUCCCCGCAGCCGUCCUCCAGCGACCUCUCGUCGGAAACAUUAAGCAACAACACUGGAAUGAUCAAGAAGGAAGAAGCGUCCAUGGAGGGUUCUAUCUUUCAUCAUCCCGAGAUUGACGAGAGCUUCUGGUCGGAAGAACCCGCGUCGUCGGAAUUUUUUCCGUCAGCCGGCGAAUCGGAGCUUCAGUUUCCCUUCUCUGUGCUGGGACCUGCUGCUUAUUCCGACAGCGGGUGCAGUGCUAGUUCAUCAUCAGGCAUUGAAGAUGGGAUGGGGUUUUGGUAUGAUCUAUAUCUCCGGGCUGGGGGUUUACCAGAGUUCUGAGAGAUUAUGCGCUUGGCAGCUCUGAUAGUACACCAAAUUUGACUUAAUUUCCUUUCUUGGGUUCCCCUGUUUUUGACCGUUAACCAGAAGACUGUAUAAAUUAAAUACUUGGAUCCGUACAAUGUCGAUGUGAAGCGAUUUAAAAGCUUGGAAGGAUAUGACAUGAUAUGCUAUGAUAUCGAAUGAUGCAUUGAUGAAGAAUACAAUUAAGGGUAGUCCAGUUAAAAGCAAGUCUUCCGCAGUGGGGAUUUUCCAUUGAGAAGAUGAGCGCGGUGGUGCAUGCAUGGUAGUGUCAAUUGGGGAAAGAGGGAAGAAUUGACUUACGAAAUAGUGUGCAAUUUUGUACUUCAAGGAAAUUACAUAUGUAGGACUAAAGAAUUUUUGUAUGAUAUAUGUUGUCCUUAUAAUUAACUUUCGUGUAUCUGUC